Molecule: messenger RNA, 572 nt
Organism: Pistacia vera
Lineage: Eukaryota; Viridiplantae; Streptophyta; Magnoliopsida; Sapindales; Anacardiaceae
Exons: 1
Coding region: 63-365 (100 amino acids)
Source: RefSeq, a predicted model, not a curated record
CGCCGUUCUUCUCCUUCGUCAAAACCAAAUCCCUCGACUACCAUUCCCUUCAUUCUCUUCCCAUGGCCUUGAACAGCAUGCUCCGGCACCGCCUCUUCACUCGCUUUGGCUCAAGCCACGCCGGUCCGAGCCGAUGGACAAGCCCGGGGCACCAAGAGAAGCCCAACGGCUACCUAUUCAACCGGACUCCACCACCACCGGGUCAGUCUCGUAAAUGGGAAGACUGGGAGCUUCCCUGCUACAUAACCAGCUUUUUGACGGUCGUGAUUUUGGGCGUUGGUCUUAAUGCCAAACCCGAUCUCACCAUCGAGACCUGGGCGCACCAGAAAGCCCUUGAACGCCUCGAGAUGGAGAAAUCUGAGUGAUUGAUUGAGUGAGUGUUUGGAUUUGCGAUCUCAUGUCUUUUAAUUUUUGUUGAUAAGUCUGAUGUUUUGUUUAGUUGAAUAAAGGCUUUUUAUGAACCUUGGUAACUGGUUAAAUAGCAACAACUUUAUUACUUUUCUGCCUCUAGAUUUACUGUUACAGUGUUAGCAUGCGGAAUUGCAUGUUUUUUAGAAAUUUCUUGUUUUUGA